Messenger RNA from Chilo suppressalis (striped riceborer), 4923 nucleotides. Lineage: Eukaryota; Metazoa; Arthropoda; Insecta; Lepidoptera; Crambidae. The record is from the annotation of a GenBank genome assembly.
CUCUGCGAAUUAUGAUACAAUUUUAUAUUAUAGUCACGAACUGAUGAAAGUAAAAGGGUGUACCUACUCUUAAGCAGGUAACUUAGGUAUCAAUAUGAAUAAAAUGUGAUAAAAAAUUCAAAUUCUUUUUAUAUAUUUUUUGUCUGCUUUUUUGGUUUAGGUAUAAUCAAAGAAUAAAUCUUUUUUUUACAACAAUAUAUUCGACCAAAGUAGCCGGUUAGUUUAAGUUUUACAUAACUAUGUUCAAUUUGCACGAUCUUUAACAACUGAUCAUCUCAUCAUCACCCGAUUAAAUAAUGUAGCUGACCUAUCACACUCAAUCGUCGCAAGCAGCCAUCCAUCGUCGUCAAUUCGGCGCGUGCGCCAGACAAUCGCCUUUGCUACACUAUUUUUACUCCGAUCUUGGAAGUAUGCCAUUAGCCGAGCUCGCUUGCCAGUUCACUCGAUUUAACUCCGAGGAAUCGCACCUUUCCCAACUAAAAUCCAACCAAAAUUCAAACGAUCCCACUUCGUUCGCCAUCAAUGAAAUUCCUACUAGUACGCCAUUGAGAUAUGCCUAAAGCGUGUGAUGGAAAUAAACUGGGUUUGUGGGUGAGAAGUUCAGUUGUACGGACGAUGGCGCCGUGAACAUCCACGCCGCGGCUAUGGCGUACAACUGGCGGACGUUAGCUCUAAUUUUAAUCUGCAUACAUAUCCUAGCAAUAGUGACCAGCGCAUUCCGCGUACGCGACUUGCCUAAAACAACCCACGAUGUUCUCAAAACGGAUUUUAAGAAACAAAAGUGUGAAGACUGUGACAUUAAUGAACUCAAGGACAGCCAAAAUGUGUAUAGUGCUAAAAUUGAAAGUGGCAAACGUUAUGAUGAAUUGAAGAAAGCAACAAGGGAAAAAUUACAAUCUGUUAAACAAAAAGCUUCGGAACUUAAGUCAAAUGUAAAGGUUAAACACGUUAGUGAUGACGAUGCUGACGAUGACGAUGAAAUUGAAGAUUUGAAAAGUAAGGUUACCGUGUCUAAGCAUCAUUUUAAAGAAAACAAAAUUACAACUAGGUUAAAAUUAGAGUUAAAUUCGAUAAAGUCAGUGAGUAAAGAAGAUAUCUACGAUGACGAUAGUGAUGACGAUGAUGACGACGACGACGAUGAUGAUGACUUCAAAGUUAAUAUUGGGGGCAAAGCUCCUCUUCACGUAAAAAAAAUUGAAAAAGUAUCAACGUUGAAUAAGAGUGUGCCAAAAAAUAUUCGAAUAGAAAUGCCUACAGUUAAGCCGAUUGUGAGUACCAAACAUGAUAAUGAAGAUGAUGAUAACAGCAAAAGUGGAAAAAAUAGUAACAAAAUUGCAAGUCAACCGAAAGAAGAGACGAAAAAGUUCCAGUAUCAAAAGUCACCUGUAAAAUCCACUGAUCAUAUCAACGAUGAUGAUGAUAGCGAUGAAGAAGAUGACAAAGAUGAUGAUGUCAUUAUAUAUCCUCAGAAAAAAGUUAUUGAAAGUACUAGAAAAGAAAAAGAAGAAAUCAAAAUUAUGAAUUUCUUUAGUAGUUUCUUUGUCAGUAAUAGUGAAGAUAAAGAUGACGAGGACGAUGACGAUGACGAUGAAGAUGAAGAUAAUGACGGUAACAAUGAAGAUGAUGAUGAUGAGGAAGACGAUAAUGACAAACCGCUUAAACAAAAAAAUCAAAAUAAGAUAGAACCUAAAAAAGGAACCGAAAGUAUUCAAAAAAUUGAUAAGAAUAUAACUCCUGGAGCCACUAAUUUAAAGCAAGACGGCCAUAAACUCGACAAGGAAACAAAAUAUUAUCAAGAAGGAUUAGCUAAAACAAAUCUUGAUUCAGUCAAAAAAGAUUUAGAAACAGAUGGGAAGCAAAAAAGCGAGGAUAAGGCGCCAAAGCAAAUAAGUAAACAAAUUAAACCAACCACAUCAAUAAAAAAGGAUGAGAAAAAAACACCCAUGGACAUGAAAGUGAACGAAAAUAAAAGAAAAGAGCCGACUAAAAAAGAUGAGAUUAAAAUAAAACCUUCAGAAAAUAAGGAGACCAAAAGUAAGGAUGAAGUACAAAAACCUGUAAGGAAAUCAGAGCCCGAAACAAAGAAAAAAGAAGAAAAUCUAGCUAAACAAAAAUCUGGCAGUAAAUCUGAACCAAACUAUAAAAAACAAACUGGGAAAGAGCACAGUAAAACGGAUAAAUCGUCUAAAGAAACGCCUUUUGACAGUCGAGAAAUGUUUCCCAAAAGUGAAAGUAAUUUGAAACACGUGACGGAUGCUUUGCAGCGACGAAACUUACUCCAGAGUGAAUUCGAGGACUUUUAUGCAUUCUUACCAACUUUUGCGCCAAAUUUCUCACGAAUUCACAACCCCGAAUGUAGGCGUCACGGACAAAUCGUCUUGAGGCAAUUACGUGGAACUAAAUUAUGGGCUUUCAACAUGCUUGACGCCACCGCGAAGAUUCCUUCGGGAUUGCUGCAAGGUAAUGGCAUACAAUUGGGGGAUUACGAUCAGUGCCUGAGCAGCAGGGCGCGCGUGCAGUUGGAGUCGGGAAGCGUUGUGAAGGUGCAGGGACAGUACUGCUUGGCCAGCCUGGACGUGAAAGCGGAACAUCCGGAUCUGGAGCUGCCAGUCCAUCUGGCGCUCGCCAAGAAUCUGAUAAAGAGUCGGAUCGAUGAUCCAGGUCACUUCGUGCCCCGCUUUACGACGCUGAGUUGGGGCGUGUGUGUGCCCACGGCAUGCUCGCCUGACGACGUGGAGGUGGUGCUGAAGGAUGCCCUGAAGCACUACCAACACACCAGUGGCCUAGUGGUCAGGAUCAAGGUUGAUCAAAAGGACUGCCAUACACAUGACGCCGAUUGGUGGGAGAACUGGCUGGAACUACCCACGAUAUUGACAUUGUCUCUAUAUGCUGUUGUCGUUUUGCUGGUGUUUGUUGCAACUGUUCAAGACUUCUUUUCUGGAAGAAAGUCGGAAGAAACGGAAGAUGGUGAAACAAACGCGCAGCAUAAUAGGGAAGGGGAAAAACAGGAAGAAUUAGAACCGGUUCCUGAAAAGAAAGAUGGUGUUUUGUCGGCGUUCUCCUUGUACCGGUCAGUGGGCAAGCUUAUAGCUCCAUGCACUGAUGACGAGGUGUCUUCCAUCCACGGCAUCAGAGGUUUGGCCACCCUGGCCCUACUGGUGGCACACAAGUUCUUACCUGUCGCCGUCACGCCAUAUACAAACAGGCUGAAGAUAACAGAGACAGUGAGUUCCCCGCUGUGGUCAUGGUGGCGCGCGGGCUGGGUGUUUACGGACUGCUUCCUGCUGCUCAGCGGCGCCCUUACUGCGCACCGGGCUGGGGACAAUACUACGGCGCCCUGGAGACUGUUCCAGAGAUACCUCAGAUUGACUCCAGCUCUCCUCGCUGUGGUGCUAUUCUACGCGUAUGUUUGGGAUGACAUAUCGGAGGGGCCCAUGUGGGGCACCCUGGUCACCAAGAAUGCUGAAGUCUGCCAAGGGGGCUGGUGGUGGAAUCUGCUGUACGUGCAAAAUUACUUCGGGUUCGAAGACAUGUGCGCACCACAAACUCAUCAGCUGGCUUUGGAUAUGCAGCUAACCAUCUUAGGCGUCGCCAUAGUGUGGGCCAUACAGUCAGAACUACCUUUCUCCAAAUACAGCAUACCGAUCAUCAUGAGUUAUGCCACUUAUUCCAGAUACAGCAAUGUGAAGGAGCACCGACUCACCAUGCUAGCUUACCAUGGAGUCAGUGUCAGUCAGUUGUAUCGAACAGCACGUAUAAGCUACACCUCCACUCUGCAUCGGUCGACGGCAUACUUGAUAGGACUAAGUCUAGGGCUGGUAUUGAGAAUACCACGCAAUCACGGCAAGAUCCUACUAUCUUUGGGAUGGCUAGUCUGCGUGACGCUGUGGGCCAUCGUGUGGUGGGCAGGGUGGGACGCUGGCUCGACUCAGUACAAAUACAGCGCUUCGUUUGCUGCUCAGUACGCUGCGCUCGCUCCAAUCGCUUCGGCUGCAGCGAUAGCGUGGGUGAUCUAUACCGUUCAUGGUGGACAAUGUGAAUGGUUGGCCCGGUUAUUGAGUUGCCGUUUACUGGCCUUCCUCAGCCGUCUCUCUUACGCCCUUUACCUGACUCAGUUCAUAGUAUUCCUUACGAAAGCUGGCACUGUCCGAUCAGCCACUGAAUUUACUUUGAUGUCUGUGAUUGAUGCUCAAGAAAUAUCAGCUAUAUUUUUACUAUCAAUUCUUUUGACUUUAACAUUCAUCAUUCCCAUGCAGUCUAUUCAUAAGAUAUUCUCUCUCUCUUCGAAACCAGAAAAAGAAUCAUAUGAAAUGAAAGAGGUCAUAGACGUCACAAAGAGAGAAGAAAAUAAAAUAGAAGAGAACAAUGUAUCAGAAAGACCGGAAGAAGACGAAAUUGAAGAAGUUAUUCAAAUACAGCCAACCAGGGGUCGACAACAUUUCUUAGCUCACAGGGAGGUCUUAGAAGAAAUACCUGAAAUAGAAGUGGAAUACGAAAUGCAAAGAGAGAGGAACGAUGGCUUGGAAGAAAUAUUAGAAGAGGAAGAAGGCGAAGACGAAGAACUAGAAGAAAGAGUUGAGGAUGACGAUUUGGAGAUAAUUGAAGAGGAACAAGGUGGAGAAGAUGAGUUGUGGGAAGAAAGAGAUGAGCCUCUUCAUAACAGGCCUUAUAGUCGGAAUGAUAAUGACGACCAAGAUUUAGACGAAUGGGAAUGGACCACAAACGGCAACAGUCGUUAUGGAGCUCAAUAUUAUCGCUAUAGCAGAUAGCGAUCAUAACCUUACUUAAUUGACGAAAUAAAAAUCCUAUUUGUUUUCAUUUUCUUGGUAUUAUUAGUAAGUUGGUACUGAAGUAACUGCUUAUCCCACUGAUACUACGUUGCAAAUGCGGAACUAUGAUUGUUAAUAAAAAUAGUGUUAACGA